AAGGAUUGUGAAUUGUGAUAGCAGUAAGAAAAUAAUGAAAAUGCCUGUGGGUGUGGAGUACGAUGAUAAGGGUAGUGGUGAUGGUGUUGGUGUUGGUUCCAAGUUCCCAGUUACAGCACUCACUGCAAGACUCCUCACCUUGCUUUCUCUCAUCAUUUCUGUUGUUGUUCUCAAGACCAACGACAAAUCCUUCGACAAUGGCUAUGUCCUUACUUACAAGGAUUUCCGUUCUUACAAGUACAUGUUUUAUGUCACGGUAUUUGGAAUUGGCUACACCUUGCUGCAAAUCCCAUUUGCACUAUACUUCAUGCUAAAGAAGAAGCAUCUGAUUACAAGCUAUGGCUUCCUCAAGUUCAAUUUCUACGCCGACAAGGCGAUGACAGUGCUGCUGGCAACGGGGGCUGGAGCAGCGUUUGGGGCAACAAUGGACAUCAAGAAGUACGCAGGGGACCGCAUACCAAAGUUGCAGGAUUUUCUUACAGUGAUUUAUGUCCCCACAACAUUCCUUCUUGUCGGAUGCAUUGCCUGUGCGAUUUCUUCUGUCCAUUCAUCACUUCAUCUUCCACGCUGAUAUCAAUGUUCAUGGCUUGAAGGGAAACCCUGAGGAUUGAUCCAUGCUGCAGUAUAGUCUCUCCUUGUUUUAGAUCUUGUAUUUUGAUUGGAUGGGGAAUGUCAAUGAUCGUAAAUUGAAUGGAUUUACGAUUUCUUUUUUAAACGAUAAUUAUAUUACUAUUUCAAUAAUUGAGCAACUAACGAGUACA
Molecule: messenger RNA, 761 nt
Organism: Sesamum indicum (sesame)
Lineage: Eukaryota; Viridiplantae; Streptophyta; Magnoliopsida; Lamiales; Pedaliaceae
Product: CASP-like protein 4D1
Source: RefSeq, a predicted model, not a curated record